AUGCCCGCCAUUGAAUCUAACUGGGCUUCUGGCGCUAGCGCCACGCCUCACACCUGGUCUCGCCUAAACAACCCAGGUACCUUGCCUACGUACCGCCAGAUUCAGAUUCGCCCAUCCUUCCAUUUCAUCCACUCUUGCGGGCUUCCUCAAUCUUCAAUCUUUCCUCUCAUCUCGAACCGACGACUGCAAAAUCGCUUCACCCUCGCCCUCGACGACGCCCUCGGAAGACGCCCGCGCAAACGCCUGAUCGUCGAAAUCCUCCGCAACGAACUGAUCUCAAUCACGCCGCCCACAGCGGCACUUCGCGGCAUCGGCAUGGUCACCAAGGAGUACCUCGACUCGGACAGAGUCAACUUCCUCGUUUGGAGGUAUCUCUUGGAAGGCAACUACCGAGAAACCGCAGCUAAAUUCCAAAAGGAAUGGCACAUUCAGCAACCUCAUCGCCAUUUUGAUUUCGCAAAUCACGUCAAGAGCCAUGCACUGGUGUCAAUCAUCAACAAGGGCCUCUGCUAUCAUGCCCUUGAGAGAGAGCACGCGAAGAAACUGGUGCCUCCAGAUGCUGCGGCUGCGGCCGAAGCACUGCAGGUGGGGUUGUUUGGGCCAUUGAUUGCCCAACCGCCUCAGAAGAUCGAAGAGGAUGAAGACGCCGAUGGCGAGGUGGACGACACAGAGAUGGAGGUCGAAAACACUCGGAAACGCCAGUUUGACAGCCGGCCACAGCAGCACAUGGUGAAUGGCGGCUCACCCAGCAAGCGGCCCAGGCUCAGCAAUGGGUACGAAAGCACGAAUGGGGCGGAUGCAGCCACGGACCCCAUGGAGCUAGACAGCCACGGCGACAACAACCACGCCUAUCCGUCGCCCCUUGAGGGCGAACAAGCUCCAACGCCCACGCCGAGGACAGACGGUCCCGAGCAGGGCACGCAGGUCGACAAAGUCGAGGAGCUCGCUACUGAAACCACCUUUUUGCGACUGAUGCCCGAUGAGAGCAGCGACAGCCGCCACAACUCCGACACAGGUGCCACGAACAACAAUCACGACGGCGGCGCCCCGUCGACAACUGCGACUGCUGCUGCUGCAAGUGCAGGCGGCCCCGGAGCUUCGCCCUCGCCAGCCAACGGCGAAAACGCACCCAUCCUAUUGCGCUGCGAGUGGAACCCCAAGGACCCAUCCAUCUUGGCGGCUGCUGGAACCGAUGCACUAGCCCGCAUUUGGACCCUCUCACGUUCAAGCACAAUGACGCCCGCUCCAGCGACCGAGCCCGACGGUCACGUGGUUGAAAUCCACCGCCCGUUUCACAGUCUCAUCGACGACGAGACGCCCAAGACGGCAACGGUAGGCCAGCUCGCCUGGAACUGGGGAGGUACGGCUAUUGCCAUCGCGACCGAGCAUGGCGACAAAGCAUCGGUCCACAUCUGGGCAAAGGACGGUUCUCAUAUCGACAAAUUUGACGUCUCGGACCCCCCCGUCAUCAAGCUCCGUUGGAGCCCGAGCGAUGCAGCGCUCCUGGCCAUUGCACCCGACAACAGCAACGGCAAUGGAAACGGCGGCGCCCUCGUCACUGUCUAUCAUUCCCUCACCUCCAACACUCUAUCCUAUUUCCUGCCGAAUCACGACUUGCUCAAUUGGCCGCUGGACGCUGCAUGGACGAGCGAAACCGAGUUCCUCUUGACAGGCGGCGACGUGAUGCUCUCAUUGCAAUGCACCGAGACGUCGAUCGUGCCGAACAAGAAACUCGAGAGCCGGGAGGACGACACAUUUACCCAGGUGGUCUACGACUGGCGCUCAAAACUUGCCGCCACCGCGAGCGACAAGGGUAUCCUGGAUCUCUGGGACGAAAAUGGCCAGCGGUUGUCGAUAACGGCCCAUUCCGGCGCCAUUACUGCCGUGCAGUGGCAGCCUCUUCCCGAGGACUCCCAUAUUCCGGAAGACGAGCGGUUGAUCGCAUCCGGAGGAGAUGAUUGCGCCAUCAUCAUAUCCAAUGCCAAGGACCCGGAGCCAGGGAAAGCCAAGUCUAUCUUGACAAUGGAGUCGCCAAUCGUAUCCAUCGCCUUCACCCCUGACGGUGCCUUCAUAGCUGGAGCUACGGCCGGUCGCAUUCUUAUCUGGAAGGUCGGAGAGCACACGAUGCCCAGGGCUAGCUGGAGUAGAGCACCACAUCCGGGCUGGCUUAGUCCAAAGGCCAGUUCGGAGCCGGAGGAGGAAGACGAGCAUUGCUUGUGCUGGGAUGCAGACGGGCAAAGACUCGCAUACGGAGCCAACAGCAGGUUGGCCGUCAUCAACUUCCGCCGGUAAACAGACUACGGAAGAUAGAGUGCUCUUCGCACUCAUCAGUAUCGCACAAGACAUUCCAAUAUGGUGUUGGAGACCAGAUAUCAUCGGUUCAUCGGUACCGAACCGCCAUUAUUCAAGGCAGGCUCCGUCUUCCUGCUCGGCACAUGGAGCCGGGUGGCACAGGACAGGUCGUGCUGCUCUUUUCUCCAUCAAAAUCAUCUGCAGUUUUUGGCGUCGCGGCGGUGUUGUUUGUUGGGGUUGCCAGACGGCCCUCAUUGGCGGGCUUAUUGGAGGAGCUGGCUGCCAUCUUGCAUACGCAUAUUGUCGUCAUCUCGCACAAUUGAGCUUCUGGGAAGACGGAAUGGAGUCGGCGCUGGUUUAGAGUCCGCUACGGUAGACGAUUCGGUCGAUCGAUUGCGUCUUUUCGGUCGAAUUCUUUGUUAUUUCGACGGGUUUCGUGUCUGGGAGCAGGAGAGGAGAGGGAUACUUUACUCGGCCCUCGCAGGGUCAGCGCGCUGUAUACUAUGCCUGUAUAUACCAACCGAUAUGGAAAAGAGAAAAGCAAAUCACGUUAAUUGACGUUAGUUUUCUUUUUUCUCGAAGAAGGGAUUCGACCGUAACUGGGGUAUGUUGUGGCAACGAAGUGAGUGGUGUCUGAAUGAAUUGAUUCACCCGCCACACAUGCUGGCAGGCUUGGAGCGCCAGUCUGGCGCCAGCCACUAGUAUAUCAUAGAAAGACCCGACCGAACAUACGGAGCCGCAAACCGAUUGGUUUUGGGGUGUUUUCAGGCUACAAGG
Colletotrichum destructivum is the source of this 3069-nucleotide messenger RNA. Its product is annotated as Putative F-box-like/WD repeat-containing protein Ebi. Lineage: Eukaryota; Fungi; Ascomycota; Sordariomycetes; Glomerellales; Glomerellaceae. The transcript is spliced from 7 exons. The record is from RefSeq and is a predicted model, not a curated record. Gene Ontology annotation, molecular function: transcription corepressor activity; protein binding. Gene Ontology annotation, cellular component: Set3 complex. Gene Ontology annotation, biological process: regulation of transcription by RNA polymerase II. The coding region runs from base 1 to 2292 and encodes 763 amino acids.